Molecule: messenger RNA, 585 nt
Organism: Symbiodinium sp. CCMP2456
Lineage: Eukaryota; Dinophyceae; Suessiales; Symbiodiniaceae
Source: the annotation of a GenBank genome assembly
AUGGCAUCACCGGCCCUUUGUAGCCAUGCUCCGCAGAGCGGCUCCAGGCCAAAGUCGCGCCUCGUCCUAGCUCUCCUGGCGAUGAUUUGCUGGCAGAUGAGCCGGCAUUCAGUGAGCGCGUUCCUUCCUGGAAUUCAGGGAAGACGGCUGGCCAUCCAAGCUGCAUUGGUUGGCCUGGCGCCACAGGCGGCCAAAGCCGAGGAGGGAGCUCCUGUGAAGAAGGGCGGCAGAGCAUCCAAGUGGUAUGGGAUCUACGAGGACCCGAAGCACCCCGCAUGUGAUCGAUCCAUUGUCAUCGCUUUUGAUGGCACUAAGGGGAAGAUCGAAGGCUACGACUUGUCUGGUGCCGGUGACGAGGGCAAGUUCAGUUGCCGCAAGCGGAGGGAUGUACAGUACUACGACUGGUCGCUGAAGGUCAGCCUGGCCAACAAGGAUUCCAACGAGCUCGUGGUUGAACAAGCAGGCAGGGAUAUCGUGGACCGCAAGCGCAUCGGCCAGCCGUCAGAGGUAAUCGGAAAGUGGGACGGCGACGGCAUCCUGUGGCCAGAUGGCACGAAGUGGACCCAAAAGCGAUGGGAGCGAUGA